AUGUCCUCCUCCUCGCGCAAGCGCCCUCGCGCCGAGGUUGAGGAAAACAAGGCCGAGUGCCCGUUCAGCAUCACGUACGCCGAACCCGACACCAAGGCACAGAAAAAGUCAAAGAAGAGGCGGAAACAAGACCAGGACGAGGAUGAUACGAAGAAGAGCUCCAAGCAACUCUCUCCCUUCUCCCCGUCGGGCGACUUCAACGGAAAGAGCGCCAACGACGUGCUGGAUCUAGAGUACAACGUCGUGCCACAGAAGAAGUGGCUAGAGAUGACCCGUUAUAACAGCUUCGUCCUCAACGGCACCAAGUACUUCAGUGAAGGUUUCAUCUACGUCGCAAACGACCAGACUGUCCAGCGCCAGAAGGCCGCAGUGGACGGUGGCGCAGAUGGUGACGCCGAGAAGGCAUUGAAAAGAUCAAAGUCUGAGGACGAUUGGGUGGCACGCAUCUUGGAGAUUCGCGCCAGUGACGAACAUCACGUUUAUGCGCGCAUCUACUGGAUGUACUGGCCAGAGGAACUUCCGGAAGGUACUAUGGAGGGAAAGAAGUAUUCCGGUGGUCGCCAGCCGUACCACGGGCACAACGAGCUGAUCGCUUCGAACCACAUGGAUAUCAUCAAUGUUGUCAGCGUGACAUUGCCCGCCAACGUGAAGCAAUGGAUCGAGGAGAACGACGACGAAAUUCAAGAGGCCCUGUACUGGCGCCAGGCAUUUGAUUGUCGAACUCAACAGCUCUCGUCAGUUGAACGUACCUGCAGAUGCCGACAACCAGCGAAUCCCGACAAGACUCUUAUCGGAUGCUCCAACAAGGAGUGCGGCAAGUGGCUUCAUGAACACUGUCUCCGAGAGGAUGCCCUGACGCGAACAUACGAACGACUCGGCAAGGAUAAGCCCCACCUCACAGCAAAGCCCCCGACCGAAGGUUCCGUUUCUGUGGCAGAGAGUGAAAAGGAGGAAAAGGACGAGAAAAAGCUGGACGAUGGCGUCAACGGCCCUCUAAGCCCGACAGAAAGCGGUGCCGAGGUGAAGCAGACUAUUGAUGCAAAGCCUAGCGAUGCUCCCGAAGAACCGAACGGUCAAUCUGCUACUGAAGGAACCCCAGCGGUUCCCGACGAGCGUGCAUCGCAACAACCUACAACUCCUGCUACGCCUUCCCUGCUUGAGGCUUCAGCGGCGUCACGAAAGAGCAGAUCCGCCAAGAAGAGGACAUCCGCAAUGGACGCAAAGCCGUACGAGGGACUUUUUGAGGCCAAGAUUCUGAUGGACAUGAACCCACCCAAGAUCGAAAUCAGGGACCUACGCGAGAACGUCACCGAGGGUGAGAAGGUGUGGACUGAACCACUGCUCUGCGUCGUUUGCGGGGUGCUCUCAGAAGCUCACCUUAACUGGUGGGGUCCCUUCCCCCAGGGGCAGCCAUUGAUGACCGCCGACCCCGCCGGGUCCCUUCCGCUAACACUUCAGCCCCAAAGGACAUCCAACCCAACUGCUGCAACACAAUUCGUCAUCGCCAAAGCUUCCAACGUCCCCGAUCUCUCCUCACCAAUUCCCAUACGAUCAAAUAGCGCCAUCAUGGCCUCCGUCGACCCCUUCGACUCGGCGCUCGACCUCCUUCGCCGCCUGAACCCGAAACACACAACCGACCACCUCAAUGCCAUCAUCUCCCUCGCCCCUGACCUGACCGAGGACCUCCUUUCGUCCGUCGAUCAACCCCUGACAGUCAAGCGUUGCAAGCAGACGGGCCGCGAUUACCUCCUGUGCGACUACAACCGCGAUGGCGACAGCUACCGCUCGCCGUGGAGCAACCAGUUCGACCCGCCUCUGGAUGAGAGUGGUGUCGGUGGUGUCGGCGCUGGCGGCAGCGAAGGUGCGGGCGAGGGCGCGAUCCCCAGCGAGCGCGUCCGCAAGAUGGAGAUCAAGGCCAACGAGGCGUUUGACGUCUACCGGGACCUUUACUACGAGGGCGGUGUGAGCAGUGUUUACUUUUGGAAUUUGGAUGAUGGAUUCGCUGGAGUUGUUCUUCUCAAGAAGUCCGCGACGCCCGGAGGAAGCGCCGAGGGUGUCUGGGAUUCAAUCCACGUAUUCGAGGCCAUCGAGCGCGGCAGGACGACGCAGUACAAGCUCACAUCAACGGUUAUUCUGUCUUUGUCGACAUCGGCAAACUCGCUGGGCGACAUGGACUUGAGCGGCAACAUGACGCGUCAGGUGGAGCAGGAGCUGCCAGUUGAUGGCGAUGAGAGCCACAUUGCCAACGUUGGCCGGCUUGUCGAGGACAUGGAGCUCAAGAUGCGCAACCUGCUGCAGGAGGUGUACUUCGGCAAGGCCAAGGACGUUGUCGGGGACCUGAGGAGCAUCGGCAGCCUCAGCGAGGGUGCCAAGGACCGCGCGGCACAACGGGAGAUUAUCGGCAGCAUGCAGAGAUGA
Molecule: messenger RNA, 2418 nt
Organism: Colletotrichum truncatum
Lineage: Eukaryota; Fungi; Ascomycota; Sordariomycetes; Glomerellales; Glomerellaceae
Product: ebs-bah-phd domain-containing protein
Molecular function (GO): chromatin binding
Source: RefSeq, a predicted model, not a curated record